GGCUGAGGUCCUAGUCUGCCCUCUGCCACCAGCCAGCCAGUCUCCUCCCAGCAGGUGCAGUCGCGGGGUCCCCCUGGGCUUCCCAAGCGGGAAGCAGAAGCAUGCUGGGUCCCCUUGCCAUCCUGUGCGCGCUCCUGUUUCCCGGUGGCUGGGCCUGGAACACGCUGGAGCAGCCGAUUAUGGUAGUGGCGCCCGCGGGCAGCUCGGCCACACUGCCAUGCAAAGCGAGCUCCAGGGUCAACUACAUCCACUGGUACCGCCUCCAGGAAGGUAUGGCCCCCAAGAGGCUCCUCAGAGUAGACAUGUCCGGGCCCUAUGUGCGGAGGGAUUGGGUCCUGAAAGCCGACAAAGUCAACGCCACGAGCGAAGAAGAUAGCACCAGCUGCACCCUGUCUGUGCUGAAGCUGGAGAAGAGCGACGAGGGCGUGUACUACUGCGCUGCCUGGCAGGUCCUCCUUCAGUAUAGCUGGAGUGACUGGGGCAUCAAAGUGUUUGGUCCUGGCACACAGCUCAGGGUUACAGAUGAAAGUCCUGAUGAAGACAUGUCUCCCAAGCCCACAGUUUUUCUUCCUUCAAUUGCUGAAAGAAAAAUCCAUAAUGUUGGAACAUAUCUUUGUCUUCUUGAGGAUUUUUUCCCUGAUGUUAUUAAGAUAGAUUGGAAAGAAAAGGAUGGCAAAAGAAUUCUGACAUCCCAGCAGGGAGACACCAUGAAGACUAAUGACACAUACAUGAAAUUCAGCUGGCUGACCGUGACUGGAGCAUCAUUGGAUAAAGAACAUAAAUGUAUCGUCAAACACAAGAGUAAAAAAACAGGAAUUGAUCAAGAGAUUCUUUUUCCAUCAAUAAACAAAGAGCUUGCCAUUGAUUCUACAAAAUACGAAGACGCCACCCUGCAGCUGCAACUCAGGAACACGUCUGCCUACUACACCUACGUCAUCCUCCUCCUGAAAAGCCUGGUCUACUCCGCCAUCACCGCCUUCUAUCUGCUCGGGGGACCAGUGCUCUGUGGCAAUGGAAUAGAUUUACAAAUCACUGAGGAAACAGAAACUUUCACGCUGCAGCAAGAACAAAUGCUCUCAUGACUCAGGGGCGGGGCCGGGGGACCAUCCACAGGGGCCUCAGCACCGCUCUCUCCGUAGUGUCCCCCAGCUCCUCAGCCACGCAGUCCCCACGCCUCUGCACACAGCCAGCACGCAGCUUCUAGUUGUGUCCCCCGGGGCUCUUUCACCAGAUGACUGCCUGGAAGCCUUUUAUUCUACACAUCCGGAAGCUGCCAUCCUUGCCACCUGAAUUUUGUACUGCUUUUCAUCCUAGGCACAAUAAAAACAGUCAAAGAUCUA
Molecule: messenger RNA, 1340 nt
Organism: Ailuropoda melanoleuca (giant panda)
Lineage: Eukaryota; Metazoa; Chordata; Mammalia; Carnivora; Ursidae
Product: T-cell receptor gamma chain C region C10.5
Exons: 8
Coding region: 102-1082 (326 amino acids)
Source: RefSeq, a predicted model, not a curated record